This is a messenger RNA of Lethenteron reissneri (Far Eastern brook lamprey), 1952 nucleotides long. RefSeq names its product RCC1 like (gene RCC1L). Gene Ontology annotation, molecular function: guanyl-nucleotide exchange factor activity; rRNA binding. The record is from RefSeq and is a predicted model, not a curated record. NCBI's taxonomy places the organism in Eukaryota, Metazoa, Chordata, Hyperoartia, Petromyzontiformes, Petromyzontidae. Gene Ontology annotation, biological process: positive regulation of mitochondrial translation. Gene Ontology annotation, cellular component: mitochondrial inner membrane.
CGCCGAGAUCUCGCGAGAUUAGCGCGAGAUCUCGCGAGAUUUUGGAGCAAAACAAAGAUGUCAGCGCCCACGAGUGAGCGUGCGUCCUGAAUUACUGCUGUCGCAUAAACGGACAACGGAGCCAAGACUCCCGUGAGCUGAGAGCAGUAAUCUCCGACGAACCUUCUCACUCGUGAUCUGCCUCCGCUGUAAGCUGCCAAUAGUUGUGAGUUGGCAUUACUCUAAACUGCCACAACAGACAACUGUCUUCGGUAGCGAGGCUUCUGAUUUGUUCGCUGUGGAUGUGUUCCCACUCGUAAGCUGUCGCAGCAAUAAGCAGUCUGGGCCGUGACGAUGCGUUUGUCCAGUGGUCCUGCGAGCUUCAUUGCGACCAGUGGCGGCCGGGUUGCACUCCCGGAUGGCAGUUGGAGAUGCCAAACAGGAGGUCCCGACAGGCGACGAAGUACGUGGGACGCAACGCCAAGCCCAAGGGUCGUGUGUUUGUAUGGGGCUUCACCUACACGGGCGCCCUGGGCAUCCCAAAUUUCGUGUCGCCCGUGUCGACGAGGCACAAGCCCCGGAAGAUACAGUUCACGCCGCACCGGCUGGAAACGGAUGACAAGAUCAUCUCGGCAGCAUGUGGUUAUGGAUUCACUCUCCUGGCCUCCAAAACCAAGGACCUUACCAAGCUUUGGGGUGCAGGGUUGAACAUAGACUCACAGAUCGGCUUUCACAGGAGCCGGAGUGACAGAACGAAGAGUUACGAUUACAUCCUCGAGCCAUCGCCGGUACCGCUUCCGCUGAUGAAGCAUCAGCAGACGCGCGUCUUGCAGGUGGCAUGCGGAAGAGCGCACUCCCUGGUCCUCACCGACAACGAAGGAGUCUUCAGCAUGGGAAACAAUGCUUAUGGCCAGUGCGGGAGAACAAUUAUUGAGGAUGAAGUUUAUAAGGGCAGCAGAUUAAUUCAUAAAAUUGAGGGCAUAGAAGGGAAGGUCGUGGAGGUGGUGUGCGGGCAGGACCACAGCCUGUUCCGCACGGAGAAAGGCGAGCUGUAUGCGUGUGGCUGGGGUGCAGAUGGCCAGACUGGUCUGGGCAGCUAUGAGAUAUGCAGCACUCCGACACGGCUCGGAGGUGACUUGUCGGGUGAGCCCGUGGCCCAGGUGGCGUCGUACGGAGACUUCUGCCUGGCAGUCAGUGAGUCGGGCGAGCUGUUUGGCUGGGGCAACUCGGAAUACCGGCAGCUGGCUGCCAUCACAGAUGCCGUUCAGAUAAAUGUUCCCAAACGCAUACCGUUUAAAAAUGUGGGGAAAGUGAAAAUGGCAGCUGCUGGUGGCACCAUUUGUGGAAUCCUUAACGAGGAGGGCGAGGUGUUCGUGUGGGGAUACGGGAUCCUGGGGAAGGGGCCUCGGCUCUCGGAGACGGAAACUCCCGAGCAGAUACCACCCUCUCUGUUCGGACGCACCGAGUUCGACCCCGACAUCAGAGUGAAGAUGCUUCGUUGUGGACUCCACCACUUUGCUGCCGUGAAUACUCGCGGUGAACUUUUCAGCUGGGGUAAGAACCUGCGCGGGUGCCUGGGAAUUGGCCGGCCAGAUGACCAGUACUUCCCCUGGAGGGUAACGGUUGCAGGGGAGGUGGUGGACGUGGCGUGUGGGGUCGACCACUCGGUGGCGCUGGCCAAGACGUUGAUGUGACGUUUGCCGACAUGACCGGACAACAACCAAACAUGACACAGUGUUAAAGUGUUAAAGUGUAAUCUUAUGAGAAUAAGAUCACACUUUAAUUGAUGAAUUAGUGUAUUGUUACAUGCCCAAUGCCCAGUAGUGUACAUGGAUUUGUCCAUUGUUAUAUAUAUUUUGUAAACUUGUUGAAAACUGUUAAUUUGGCUGAUUAUAGGAGCCUGGAAUAGCAUUGAGAAUAAUUUGAGUUAUAUUUUGUGAAUUUGUUUUCAUAUUAAAAGCCAUUUAAACGUG